AGAGAGAGAGAGAGAGUGACAGAAAAAUAAUACUGAACACUUUUAUGACUCCAGACUGACUGCGGAACAUUGCAUUCACCUUUGUGGAUUUUUUUUUUACGUGUGUGCAUCUUGCAUGUAUUUUGUCCUGCAUUGCCUACCGCAGGUCUGAAAGAGAGUUGUUACCGGACUUAUCCCAACGUACGUGUUUUACGUCAGUGUUUUAGCACGGAAGAAACAAACCGGGCGCUGGAUUUUUAUUUUUAUUUUAUUCUACUUUUGGUGUUUUCCAGAACAUCCCAGACGUGGCAUGACUGGUAUCUGGCACCUCGACAGGUGAACAGUUUCCUUUCCUUAACAUUAAGAACUUUUCCUCGUCAUUAACAUCGGGGAUAAAAAAGAAAGCACGAGAUUUAAAGAUGUCCAAGCCUGCUGAUCAUAUCAAGAGACCCAUGAACGCGUUCAUGGUUUGGUCUCGGGGCCAGAGGAGGAAAAUGGCACAGGAGAAUCCCAAAAUGCACAACUCGGAGAUCAGCAAGAGACUGGGCGCCGAGUGGAAGCUGCUCUCCGAGUCUGAGAAGAGACCUUACAUUGACGAGGCCAAGAGGCUGCGGGCUCAGCACAUGAAGGAGCACCCCGACUACAAGUACAGACCCAGGCGCAAACCCAAAAACCUGCUGAAGAAGGACAGGUACGUUUUCCCUUUGCCUUACCUUGGGGACACCGAUCAUUUGAAGGGACUUCCCGUGUCGGCCGCGGACUCUCUUUUGGGCUCUUCGGAGAAAGCCAGAGCGUUUCUGCCGCCGACAUCCGCUCCCUACUCCUUCCUCGACCCGAGUCAGUUCAGCUCCAGCGCCAUCCAGAAGAUGACAGAGAUGCCCCACACGUUGAGCACCAGCACUUUGCCGUACGCGUCCUCGUUGGGAUACCAGAACGGGGCGUUCGGCACCCUUGGGUGCCCCAGUCAGCACACCCACACCCACCCGUCGCCCACAAAUCCGGGCUAUGUCGUCCCGUGUAACUGCACAGCCUGGUCAGCGUCAAGUUUACAGCCCCCGGUGGCCUACAUACUUUUUCCAGGUAUGACCAAGACUGGGAUAGACCCAUAUUCAUCCGCACACGCCACUGCCAUGUAACCCUCAAGACUCUUGUCCUCUUUUUAAUUCACUUGAAUACUGAAAUGCAUGUAAAUAUAUUAUGGACAACGCGCCGCAUUAAAUGGCAUGAACAGUAUUAACUGCCUUGGACUUGUUAUGGCAAAGAAAAAAAAAAAAAAAGAAAAACAAACUUUUCCAGAAAUCCAACAAGUUUCUGACAUGAACCGAGGAGCUGGGAUCUGGUGUAAUGGACGGUCCCCUGUGAACUGUAAGAAAUGUAAAUGUUAUAACGUUUAUGGCAACCAGAAAAGGGAGGCCUUUAACUUUAUUUAUUGUGUACAUUUCAAUGCAUAUAUGCCGAUUUGUGUUGGUUAUUGAUAGGCUACUGUUUUUUUAUUUUGAAAAAUUGGCUCGCACAAUUAGCACUCUUAUUUCCUGUAUAAGCCUAAGUAGUCUACAUUUUGGCACUGGUAAUUUUAUCAUGUUCUGGAUAGGGUCAAAAUCAGGACCAGAGGCUGGAUUAUAUACGGGUUAUAUUGUUUAUAUCAAUCAAAAACUGGCACAUAAACUAGACGUUCUAAUUAAGAUGACAAGAAAAAAAUCAUUUAGGUCCAAAUGUUUUAUUUUGCAUUUUACCUGUGGUUCAGUGCCAAACACGCGCCAUUUUUUUCUUUUUGUUGGCUUUGUUUUUAAGGAUAACUUCUAUUUGGUUUCAAGGAGUUAUAUGUGUAUUUUCUAUCUAAGAUGGUAAUUUAAAACCUGUCAUGUUAUGGAAAGGAUAAUGUAUCUAGAA
Messenger RNA from Monopterus albus (swamp eel), 1869 nucleotides. It is a transcript of the gene sox14, whose product is annotated as SRY-box transcription factor 14. The transcript has a single exon. Gene Ontology annotation, cellular component: nucleus. Gene Ontology annotation, biological process: neuron differentiation; negative regulation of transcription by RNA polymerase II; brain development. The coding region runs from base 399 to 1115 and encodes 238 amino acids. The record is from RefSeq and is a predicted model, not a curated record. Gene Ontology annotation, molecular function: DNA-binding transcription activator activity, RNA polymerase II-specific; RNA polymerase II cis-regulatory region sequence-specific DNA binding. Lineage: Eukaryota; Metazoa; Chordata; Actinopteri; Synbranchiformes; Synbranchidae.